Kickxella alabastrina is the source of this 1131-nucleotide messenger RNA. RefSeq lists its product as uncharacterized. Gene Ontology annotation, molecular function: mRNA binding. Bases 1 to 1131 code for a protein of 376 amino acids. The record is from RefSeq and is a predicted model, not a curated record. Lineage: Eukaryota; Fungi; Kickxellomycota; Kickxellomycetes; Kickxellales; Kickxellaceae. Gene Ontology annotation, cellular component: nucleus. The transcript has 3 exons. Gene Ontology annotation, biological process: mRNA export from nucleus.
AUGAGCGAGCACAUCUCCAGCUCUUCCCCUUCUACAAAAGCGCUGUCGCUGUCGCCGUCAACCCAGCUCAGCCAGAACCGAUCCGACCAUAUCCAAACCAAACAACCGUCCGCCAUCACCGUAAAUCCGUCGUCUUCACAGCCGCACAGCAGAAACACUUCGCAGAGAAUCAGAAACCAAGGCCACUCCGAUAGCAAAAGCAACAGCAACAGCAGCAGUCGACGCGACUCGCCAUAUGGCCGCAACCAAUCACAGCGUCGCGGCAAAGGGACGCACGAUCUGUUCGACGGGCCGGGGGGCAUCAACGACAGACUCGGUCCGUCCAACGGCAGACUCGGUCCAUCCAACGACAGACUUGGCCCGUCGAACGACAUCAGCGACAGGCUGGGCACCAAAAAAGCAGGCACUCCGCCCAAUAAGUCCAAAUCCUCCGGCCGCGGCCUGGCCAUCGCCGGGCGCAGCCGCGAUACCACUGCCCACGACGCAUUCCGAGUAAUCUACGCGACUGGAAUCCCACACAACUUCACCAGCGAGCAACUCGAAAGGGUUUUUAGCGAUGUUGGGCGGGUAGACAGCGUGCGCAUGGGCAUAGACAAGAACGAUCGGUUUAUUGGAAAGGCCGAAAUAACCUACAGGCAGCCCGAGGAUGCUCGGAGCGCCAUGCAGGUAUUUGAUGGCGAGACACUCUACGGCACAGACAUCAAGUUUCACGAAAAAAUUGCCGUCAGGUUUUCAACUCCAUGGGAUGCCGAAUAUUUGGAUGAGCUCAAGUUCGUCAGCUCAUUGCCACAGCCAAGAGAAGUGCCUGUGAUGGAUCGCCUGGGCGGCGUUGCCAGCAGGGCGAUUGCGUCGGCAGGGAUGUUUGCUAUGCAGCAGUUUGAGGCGUACGACGACGGGAGCUCGGCUUGGUUCAACAACGGUGGCGCCAAAAACUAUUCCGGCGGCAACAACCAUGGCAACGGCAAGGGCCACACUGGUAGGCAGGCGCAAACGACGGCGCAGCAGCUGGACGACGAUCUGGAUGCGUACAUGAAUGAAAGCAACGAGAGGAGCGCUGGGAGCAAGCCGACUGAGCCUGCUGCUGCCACUGCCAAAUCUGCCGAGGCUGACGCUAGCAUGGCGGAUGAAUGA